Paramecium tetraurelia is the source of this 6372-nucleotide messenger RNA. RefSeq lists its product as uncharacterized. Gene Ontology annotation, biological process: protein sumoylation. Gene Ontology annotation, cellular component: cytoplasm; SUMO activating enzyme complex. NCBI's taxonomy places the organism in Eukaryota, Ciliophora, Oligohymenophorea, Peniculida, Parameciidae. The transcript is spliced from 7 exons. Gene Ontology annotation, molecular function: SUMO activating enzyme activity. The record is from RefSeq and is a predicted model, not a curated record.
AUGUAACAUAAUGAUGACUUUGAUUUUCAAGGUGGCAACUAACCAUAAAUUGAACAAGACUAAAAGGAUAUUAAAAUACAAGAGCUUAAUGAUGAUGAUGAUCCAGUAUUUAUGAUUUUGUUGGAAGAAUCAAAUAUCACUGAUUUAGAAUAUGCUAUACUGCUAGAUGAUUUAUUAUUUUUCAAAAGAGAAGCAAGGCUCUACAAUUAUAUUGCCUACUUAUUCUAAUUGACAGAGAUAGACAAAUAAAAUGCUCCUGAGCAUAUUGGCUAGUUAACUAAGUUAUUGAAAUUGCUCUUUUAGAUUCAUGAGAUUGGAUAACAUUCAGAAUACACUUAAAUAAUAGAAUAACAACAUCCUUUUGGAUUGUUUAUAAAUAGUGAUCUAUCUAUGAUAGAUUUAUUGAAGAAUAUAAUUUUAAAUCAAGAAAUCAAUAAAAAAAAAGAUGAUAUAUUCUUUUAAAUCAGAAUUUAUUUGCCAAGAUUUUUAAUAUUUUCAAUUAAUCCUCCUAAACCAUUUGUAAGUAAAAACUAAAUGAAAUCAUUACAAAACUAGAUCAUUAGUAAAAUCAAUAAUUAAGUAUUUGAAACUAAUAAUGUGACACCAUGUUAAUUAGAUUUGUUGGCCUUUUCUUAUAUUUCUGAUUCCAAGUUAAAUGAUUAAUUGUACAAUGAAAUAAUUUUUCUCCUGAAAUCAACACUUGAUAGUCUUUUGGAAGCCAAUAGUGCAGAACAAGGUUAUAAUCAAAAAAUCAAAAAUCUAUUGGAAUUUUUCUUGGUAUUCACAACAAACGAAAAAAUCUUGUAAUCCUUUCACUAAAUUACUUUUCACACUACCCUCUAUAAUAGUAUCAAAAAUAGUUUUUCUGCCUAUGGAAUUGAUAAUCAACCCAGUUGGUUCUAAGACCCUUUGAUUAUAGACUAUAUGGUAAACUUAAUUACCAGAAUUCUUAGUUCUUAUUAGGAUAAUUAAUAGUUCACUGAUAUAUUGUAUGAGGAUUUCAUAAAUUGUUUGAAACACAAAGAAUUGGAUCUGAUAACCAAAGUGAUCAUACCUAUUUUGAAUAGUCAACAAGCGCCAUUAGUACUUGUAUGCUUCCACCCAAAAGUAAGUGUGUAAGAGAGAAAAUUACAAAGUGAACUUUUUUUAGAAAACUAUUCUAAAAUGAUGGAGGAUAGUUUAAUCGAGUAGAAUGUUCAGUCAUUGGAAAAGAACUAUUAUAAAAAAUUGAAUUACUAUUAUUCUCAAUUGAGAAUGUAGCCAAUUCAUUUUAUUCCAAAAACAGAAACAUUAACAUAAUUGAGAUAAUUAUAUGAUGAAAACAUAAACAUUACAAAUUUGAGAGAGGGUUCAAUUAAUGAUAUAGAGGUGAUUAACCCUGUUACUAAGAUACUUUAUCUUAACAGUAAUUAUUAGAAGUCAUUACUGGUUUCUUUUGGAAAAUCGAUGGGAGGCUUUUUAAGGUUAUUUGAUGAGAUUAAAUUGUAUUUAGGAGAAGAUAAUGUAGAGGUUAAGGAAUUAUUGAAUGAAUUGUAAAUUUUUUGUUAGAUUGAGGAAUUUCAAGAGGAUAUUGUAUAACUUGAGGAAUUCUAAAAAUAUUUAAUUUCAUUAGUUGAAAUGAACAAGAAUAAAGAUAUUACAGAGAUAUAUGAAAAGCUCAAUUCGAUGAUUUAUUAAAAAUUAGAUCAAUUUUUUAAAGAAAAACCAUAUCUAAAAUUCAUAGCUAUAUUGAAAUAUCGAAUCUUUGAGUAGAUAGUGAUUACUGCAGAAAAAUAAUUGAAUUAUAUUAAUAAGAAUUAGAGGAUGGAUUCUGGAAAUCCUAAAGAUGUUGGGAAUGGAAAAGAUUAAUAAUUCUAAUAAUUCAAGUAGAAUUAAAAUUAUAAAAAAGCGAAAUUUGAAAAUAUAUUAAACUGUAUACUUCAAUUAUUAGAUCAGCCAGUUAGCAUAAAAAUACUUUAGCGCAUAUAAUCAUCGGAUGUUAUAAAAUUUGUCAUUAAAUAUUUAUAAAGUAUCAAUUUAACAUCAUCAAAAAGUUAAAAAACACUUGGUCAAAUAGUAAAGUUAAUCUAUUGUUUAGCAUAAAGUGAGAUGACAUUGAAGUUAUUCAUAUCAAAUGAGAAUAUAUGUUUAUUUAGAUAAAUGGAGUCAUUUAAUAAUAAACUAAUAAUGCGUUUAUAAGCAGGCAGUUAUAUAUUAAAUACCCAUAAAGAAUUUAUGUAAUUGUAUCAAUAUGUGGAAGCUAGUUUAUAUGCUGCACGAUUAAUUAAUAUAAAAUUUUUAGAUUUAGACCAUAAACAUAAAGAGGAUGCUAAAUUGAGUAAGCUUUAAUUGUAUAGUACCUUUAUGAAAAUAUUGGCAGUUGGAAAGUGUGAAAUAAAGACUGAUGCGAAAUACUUGUCUAAUAUGAAAGAGUAUUAUCAAUAAACUAAAAGUCGAUCAGAAUAUAAAAUUUAAAAAUUUUUGAAUCAGAUAUCAACUAUUGAAUAGAACAUACCCAUUUAAGCAACUAAUUCCAUAUUCAUAAGACAUGAUAAUGCUAGAAUGGAUUGUAUGAGAAUCGUAAUUUUUGGUGGCAGUGGUACACCUUAUGCGCAUGGAGCAUUCUUGUACGACCUAUAUUUUGGAAAUGAUUAUCCAGUUAGACCUCCAAAGAUUAAAUUGGCAACUCCUCGACACGAUAAAGUAGGAUUUAAUCCCAAUUUAUAUAAUUUUCGAAGAGUUUGGUUAGAUUUACUUGGUACAUGGGAUGAUAGUUGGAACGUUGAUUACUCCACAAUAUUAGAAAAAUUAUUUUCGGUUAAAUCUCUAGUGAUGAGUGAAAAUUUUAUGAUUAAUAAACCGGAAUCUUAGAUGGAAACUCUUAAUGUCGGAUAAGCUAAUAGAGGAUAUUGCAAUUUCAUUAAGAUUAAUAAUAUUAGAUAUGCGAUGAUAGAAUAAUUACAAAAUCCACCCAGAGGAUUUGAAGAAGUAAUAAAGAAGGGUUUCUAUUUGCGUAAGGAAUUGAUAAUGAAGGAGAUUGAAUUAUGGAUAGAAUAGGCCGAUUUGCCAGCAACUUACAAUCAAAUUUAGAAUGAGUAGACUUACAACUUACAACCUUCAUUCUAUAAAUAAGACUUGAUAAAAAUAUAUGAGGAACUGAAAGUGGAAUUAGAGAAGUUGAAGUUCGAUAUUGAAACAGAUUUCCAAGUUAAUCAAAGGAAGAAAGAAAUCAGUUUGAAUUUCGAAACUCCUUAUUCAUAAUAAGAAUAAAAAACUAAAAAACAGAUGCUCAUGCCUUAAGGUUUGAAUAUAAAUGAGAUUGAUGUCAAUUAUAAUGAAAAUGUAUAAUAAAGACAAUUCGAUUUAAAUGAUAAGAAUCUACAAAAUUUGAUGAGUAGAUACAUUGCAGUUGUGGGUCUAGAUGCAGUCAAGAAGCAAAGCGAAUCUACUAUUUUUAUUCACACUUUGAAUGGUUUAGGCAUUGAAAUAGCUAAAAAUUUAAUUUUAUCAGGUGUAAAAAGAUUGAUCCUGUUUGAUUCGGAACUAGCUUAGAUGAGUGAUUUAGGUAGCAACUUUUAUUUAACAGAACAAGAUUUGAAAAAGAGAAGAGAUUUGAGUGUUUUAAAUAAAUUGAGACAUUUAAAUCCAUAUGUCUAAAUAGAUGUUCUCUAAAAUAGUCUGGAUGAAUUGAAUUUGGAUGAAAUUUAAGUAUUUGUCACAUAGGAUCCAGAUAUUGCAAGUAAGGUAUCAACUAAUAAUAAACUUGCAGUUAUUUUGGCAUAAACAAGAAACAUUUUUGCUAGAAUUGUAACAGAUUUUGGAGAUGAAUUUAUAGUGGAAGACAAAGAUGGUGAAUAAUCGUCAGAAGUCAAUAUUGAGAAUAUAUCUAAUAAUGUUGUAACUUUGUUUAAGAAUCAAAAUCAUAAUCUAAGUGAAAAUGACUUAGUAAUUAUUAAAGAGGUCAACUAAGAAUAAGGCAUUGGAGAGAGUUACAAUUAAGUAUUCAAAAUAAAGAAUGUUAAAACAUAAUCAUUUGAAUUAGAAACCAAUAGAGUAUUUAAUAAGUAUGUUAGUCAUGGUAUAGCUUAUCAAUAGAAAUAACCUAUUAGGCUGUAAUUUGAUCGAAUUUAAAAGGCGAUUAGUUCAUUCAAUCAUUAUUGUGAUAAUGUUGGAAUUUUUGAUGGAAUUGAUUUAAUAAAAAGAGAUAUCAUUCAUUUCUGUUUGAAUACUAUUGCAAAAGAUUAAUUGACACAUAAUUGGGACAUCGAAAAAAUCAAAAUGUUUAUAACAUCAAUGAGAUUAUCAGAUCUAAACUAAAAACUAUAUUUUAAAUACAACGAAUGCGUGCUUACUAAAUAUCAAGAAGAGUUGUUACCUUUAUUUACAUUAUUGUCAAUGAAUACAUAAUUCUAGCCAUUAUGCGCAUUAGUAGGUGGAAUGGCAGCAUAAGAAGUUUUGAAAGCCAUAAAUAAAAAAUAUUCUCCAAUCCAUUAAGUUUAUGUCUAAUCAUUUGAAGAUGUACUUCCAUUUAAACUGACAGAAUUCAACUUUGUUUAAGUUAGUCAACCUAACAAUCUUGAAAUUAAUUUAAAAAAAUAUGAAGAAUGCAUGUCGAAAUUAGGAUUCUAAUAGAAUUAAAAUACAAGAUAUACCGAUUUGGCUAACACUAUAGGAAAUAUCAACUAAAUAUUUAAUGCUGAUGUGUUUGUCGUAGGUGCUGGAGCCAUAGGGUGUGAAUUACUUAAGAAUUUUGCAAUGUUAGGUGUUAGUAAAAAUGGGAAAAUAUAUGUAACUGAUCCAGACAUCAUUAAAAACUCAAAUCUAGGUCGUUAAUUCCUUUUUAGAGAAAAGCACAUUAGGAAACCUAAAAGUGUGACAGCAGCUGCCGUUGUCAAAUAUAUGAAUCCAGAUAUCAAUAUAGUAGCAAGAUAAGAUAAAGUAUGCCCAGAAACUCAAGAUAUCUAUCAUACUAACUUUUACAAUUAAAUGAAAUGUAUGACUACUGCAUUGGAUAACGUAUAGACUAGAUUGUUUAUGGAUUCUAAAUGUAUUGAGAAUGGAGUGCCAUUAAUUGAAAGUGGUACUUUUGGAUCAAAAGGACAUGUACAAUCCAUCAUACCUUAUAUAUAAACUGAAAGAUAUGUAAAAAAAUAAGAUCCUGAAGAAAUCAAUGACAUACCAUAUUGCACUUUGAAAAUGUUUCCAGAAUCUAAUAUCCAUUGUUUAGAAUGGGCCCGUGACAAGUUUGAAUAGUACUUCUUUAGAAAACCAUAAGCUUUGUUUUAAUUAAUAUAGGAUCCCUCUCCAUUAUAAUAAACUGUAGAAAUGGCCAUUAAAGUGUUAAACAAAUAUCCUACCUCUUUUUAAGAAUGUGUGAUAAUGGGAAGAUUAAAAUUCCAGAAAUUAUUCAAUCAGGAUAUAAUAACUUUGACGAGUGCUUUUCCAUUAAAUUCUGUAACUGAAGAAGGUCAACCUUUUUGGGCUCCUCCUAAGAGAUCUCCUCAACCCAUUGAAUUUGGUGAAAAAUUUGCAUUUGAAUUUGUUGAAGAUUUUGCUAUAUUAACUGCAUAAAUCUACAAUAUUGCAAUUCCCAAUUAAUAUGAUUUGAAUCUCAUAUUAUAGAAUGUUCAGAUUCACAAGAUGGACAUAAAAUAAAAUAAGAUUCAAUAGAUAAUUGAGAUAUAAGAUAAAAACAAUCAAUUAUAAAAAUAGAUCGUUAUUGAAGUCAAAAAUUAUGACCAACUUAUUUAAGAGGCUAAGUCAUUAUUAAAUAAGGUUUAACCGAAAUUGCCAUAGCCUCAAAAAUUUGAAAAAGAUAAUGACACUAAUCAUCAUGUAUCUUUCAUUAAAAAUGCCACUAAUGCUAGAGCAAUAAAUUAUGGUAUCUAAAGAGUAGAUUGGAUGUGGACCAAAUUAAAAGCAGGAAGAAUUAUUCCAGCCAUGGCAACCACAACAUCGUGUAUUGCAGCCUUACAGACUUUGGAAUUGAUUAAAAUACUACAGAAAUCUACUUAAUAUAGAAAUACAUUCUUAAAUGCUGCCAUUCCAUUUAUGAUGCAGAGUCAACCGGGAAAAGCACAAGAAUUCAAAUUGAAUAAUGGUUUAAGUAUUUCAAUUUGGAAGAAGUUGAAUCUCAACAUUAAGAAAUUGACUGAACCAUUGCAAUACAUAGUGUAUGAAAUUGAAAAGAUGGUAGGAGAAGAGAUAAUUAAUCUCCAAUAAAGGGGAAAAUUGUUCUAUAUGAAAAAGAUGAUACCUAAAGAUGAGAUAAAAAGAUAUGAGUAUAUCAAUUCUCCAAUUAACAAUUGCAUAGAGUUUAUUGAUGGUUUAUCACAAAUAAAUGUGUAAAUAAGUAACAAUAUUUCGUUUUUAGUGCUAAUCACUCUAGUGUGA